Dinoponera quadriceps is the source of this 612-nucleotide messenger RNA. It is a transcript of the gene Tom20, whose product is annotated as mitochondrial import receptor subunit TOM20 homolog B-like. The transcript is spliced from 4 exons. Gene Ontology annotation, cellular component: mitochondrial outer membrane translocase complex; mitochondrial outer membrane. NCBI's taxonomy places the organism in Eukaryota, Metazoa, Arthropoda, Insecta, Hymenoptera, Formicidae. Gene Ontology annotation, molecular function: transmembrane protein transporter activity. Gene Ontology annotation, biological process: tRNA import into mitochondrion; protein import into mitochondrial matrix; protein targeting. The record is from RefSeq and is a predicted model, not a curated record. The coding region runs from base 120 to 554 and encodes 144 amino acids.
AUUCUCGUGCAAGUUCAGCGCGAAUGACUGCGAGAGUAGCCCCUUACCUCUCUUCAGCAAUGAAGAGUUUGUGAAUUUUGUCUCGUCGUAAUAUUGGAAUUUUUUUUAUUAGAAUAAUCAUGAUGUCCAAAGCUGCAGUGGGCCUUGCCGUCGGCAUUGCUGGAAUUUUCGUGGGUUACUGCUUUUAUUUCGAUCAAAAGCGCCGCAGCGAUCCUGAUUUCAAAAAGAAACUUCGGGAACGUAGACGAGCCAAAAAACAAGCACAACAAAAAGCUUCCUCAAAGAUUUUAGAUUUAAGAGAUCAUGAAGUUGUGCAGAAAUUCUUCUUGCAAGAGGUGCAACUCGGGGAAGAAAUGCUUGCUUACGGUGACGUAGACAGUGGAAUUGAACAUUUGGCCAAUGCAGUAGCUGUAUGUGGCCAACCGACUCAGUUGUUACAAGUUCUCCAAAAGACCUUGCCACCGGAUGUUUUCAAGACUCUGGUACAGCGACUACCAUCGGUGGGCCAGAAACUAGUAAUGCAAACUCAGAUGGCAGAGGAGGAUGUCGAAUAGAUUAAUAUAAAAUUUCGUUGACAUUUCUUGAAUAAAAUCGACACUAGUGAAAAGUCUA